AUGACUUCUUUAACUAAUAUUCCAAUUUGUUUAUUUUGUAAUUGUCCAUCAUCCUGUAGUCUUGGUCAAGGCGAUUUAAUUUUAAUUCGUUCUUCGUCGGAUGAAUCCCAAUCAAUCGUUACGUCUACAACUCGGACACUUGAAGAUAUACCAAACGAUAAAAGAAAUAAUUUUAUAUUAGAAACUGGGAAAAUUAUUGUUCCCGUGGAUUCCGAAUUAUUUAAUAUUGGCUUUCAAUUAUCAUCCGAUGUUAUUUUAAACGGAAAUUUUUGGGUACAUGAGAGAUGUGUCAAGUGGUCACUAGACAAUGAAGGAAAAAUAAAUGAUUACGAUCUUAUUCGAACGGCUAUUACUAAUGCAAUUAAACAGAAAUGUACAAUAUGUGAUCGUUAUGGAGCUUCACUUUCUUGCCGAAAUGAAUCUUGUUCAUUAAAAUUUCAUUUAUCGUGUGCACAAUCGUCCGGCUGUUUUUUUUCUCAUUCACAAUUGACAUUUAUUUGUCCACAACAUUUGGAUUCAGUUGUUCCAAUAUUUGGUUCUGAAUCAUCAUGUGAAGCAUGUUCAGAGCCUGGCGAUGUUCGUGGACAAUUGUUUUGUACGAAUUGUGAUAAACAUUAUCAUGCUGAAUGUCUUAUGCUUGAAUCGAAUCGUGUUGUACGCACUGGUUGGCGUUGUCCGGAUUGUAAAAUUUGUCAAACGUGCCGACAAUCAGGUGAUGAUGCGGAAAUGAUUAUGUGUAAUGUAUGUGAUAAAGGUUAUCAUACAUUUUGCUUACGUAAUCAAUCGAUACCAAAAGAUGGUUGGAGUUGUUCAAGUUGUUUAUCAUUGGAAAAUAAAAAUUCAUCAUCAUCGAAAUCUAUUUGUUCAUUAUGUCAAAAUGAAAUUUUAGCUAAACAAAAUAUUCGUCAAUGUCAUCAAUGUCAAAUGCGUGUUCAUUCAACAUGUCACUCAAUGAAUGAUGAUUAUUACGAUGAUGAUACAGCAUAUUUGUGCAGAUCAUGUUCUGUUUCAUCGAUAACAACGUUACCCAUGGACGAAGCUAAUGAUGAGGACGAUGAUGAUGAUGAUGAUGAUGAUGGUAAAGAAAUUUAUCGUUCAUCGGCAAACUCAAAAAUGAAUAGAUUACUUAGUAAAUCACAAAAAUCAAAUAAUCCACCAACAGUUUCUCCGAGUAGUGGUAUAUCAACUCGUAAACGUCGUAGUAUUGAUUAUAGUCAGCAAUCAUCUCUUGAAUAUACACCCGGUGGUGGUGAUAGUAAUGAAAUGACAGCACCGUCAACCACUACUCGUCAACAAGAAACUCCAUUUUUAUUUGAAUCUUUAUCGAGUAUAAAAGAUGAAUCAUCUGAACAUUCAAUGGAUUUACCAAUGACAACUGCAAUCAAUAUACCCAUAAAACAAGAAUAUGAUGAACAACCAGUAUUACAGCAACCUAUUAAAUCGUUACGUACACAAACAAGUCAAAAAUCAGGCAAAGGAAAACCCCUAUUUGAUAAUCGUUCAUAUGGAGGUGAAAUCAGUAAAAAACGAGCUAGACGAACAUUAAACAAUGGUCAUCGUCGCGCAUCCUCGCCACAACCAUCCAUCACUAUUAAUCCAAUAACAGGUACAAAUCUACCACGUACAGGUACAACAACUGGUACCGGAUGUCGUGGUCGUCCACCGAAAAUUCGAAAAGAAAUUCCUAUUCAAUCAACAAAUAUGGAUGAACCAUCAAUUACUCCAAUGAAUUUAUUAAAUACAAGUGGUGGUAGUACGGGUAGUUCAUAUACAGUUGGAGCUGUUAAACGUGAUGAUGAUGAACACCAUGCUGUUACUGUUCUUUGCUCAUCCGAUGAAUUAUAUACAUUGAGGCAAGACAUGUGUGUUAGUUGUGGAAGUUUUGGUCUAGAUGAGGAAGGACGUCUAAUAUCAUGUACACAAUGUGGUCAAUCAUAUCAUUCCUAUUGUGCUGGAUUAAAUAAAUUAUCAAAAGUUAUAUUAAAACAAGGGUGGCGUUGUUUAGAUUGUACUGUAUGUGAAGGUUGUGGUAAACCAACAGACGAAUCUCGUUUAUUAUUAUGUGAUGAUUGCGAUAUAUCCUAUCAUACAUAUUGUCUUCAACCACCAUUGGAUCAAGUGCCAAAAGGCAAUUGGAAAUGUCAAUGGUGUGUUCGUUGUGUUAAAUGUGGUUCAACAAACCCAGGUCCAGCGGGUUCAUGUUGUUUAUGGGAAAAUAACUAUACUGAAUGUGCUCCAUGUCAUUCACUUAUUAAUUGUCCUGCUUGUGCAAAACCGUAUCGAUCUGAUGAACUUAUUGUUCAAUGUACAUUAUGUGAUCGUUGGCUACAUGGUUCAUGCGAACAUAUCCUAUCCGAAGAUUCAACAUUAUCAACGACAGGAGAUUUUAUUUGUUCGCUGUGUCGACCAACAGCAGCAUUAUCUUCGACAAAUGAAACAAUUCCACCACCACCACCAUCAUCAUCAUCGCCAAAAUCUUCAUCGCCAUCUGAUCAAGCACCAUUACUUGUUGUCGCAACAAAUGCAACAACUAUAAUUCAACCACAAUUACCAACACCGAAAGCAACUAAAUUAGAUGAAGGAGUUUAUCUAACUGACACUGGUUUAGCACAAUUGAAAGCUAUUCGUGUUAAACCAUUACCAAAAAAAGCAGCUGCUGCUGCAGGUAUAACAACGAAUGCGAAAUCAAAACGUGGUGGUUUAGCAAAUUAUUAUAUGGGUGGUGUUAAACGAAAUAAUUCUAGUUCAAUACAUGAUGAUGAUACAAUGGUUAACAGUGCAACUGGCGGUGGAAGUGGAACAAGUGAUGAUGAAGGAACAAAGAAAACACCGGCUACAGUACCGAUUGCAAAAGCGGCGAAAGGUUAUACAGGUAUUGGCGGUUUUCACGUAAAAAUUCGUGGUCAACGUCGUCGUCAAGAUGCUUCAUCAUUAAAUAACGAUCCUCUUCAAGAUGAUAAUCUUCAUGAUGAAUCUUCAGCAACAAAUAAACGCAAACGUGAUCGUCGACCAUUGAAAAAGAAAAGUGUUCUCGAAGAAUAUAUGCCACCUGAUAUGCAGGAAGCAUUUUUUGGUAGUGAUCUUGCAGAAAAAAGUCGUCUUAUGGCUCAAAAUCAUAUUCCUAUUGUGCCAUUACAAUUACAUGAUCAAACAAUAAAUAAUAAUAAUAAUAAUGAAUAUACAAUUAAAUUAGAUCAUGAUACAGUUAAUCGGUUUUUAAUAAAAAAAGCAACAAAAUUAGCAUUAGCUGUUAAAGAAGAACAACGACAACAACCGAUUGUACCUGUACCAACACCAUCAAAUGCUCUACCACAACCGGUUAUAACGGCAACUGAUGAUGAAACUGAUAUGCAAGCUAUUUUGGAUAAUGAAGAAUUUUGUAAUUUUGUAGAAUAUAUGAUGAAUAGUUCAAAAACAACACAAGAUCCUAUGUUACCACUAUGUGGACCCACUGAUAUCGAAGAUUUUCUUGAAUUUAUUGAACAUCCUGAAACACAUAAUGAACUACAAGCUGUUGAUCUUCUUAAUAAUUCAAAUGCAACAAAUCAAAAUGUAUCAAUAUCAAAUGGAAAUAAUACUGUACAAGUGAUACAAUCUCAUCAAACAACAAUGAUAACAACAACAACAACAACAACAUCAUCUCAUCAUCCAACAAAUUCUCAAGUACCAUUAGCAACGCCUACAUCAAAUCUUGUUGUUAUGGCAACGAAUGUUAAUGAUAAUUCAAAACAAAUUAUUAAUAAUUUAGCAAGAGAAAUGAUGGAAUCAACUGGUUUACAUACUACAACAACUUCAUCAAUUUUAUCACAAGCCAAUGUUCAAAAUACGGGCCUUAUCGUUAAACAAGAAUUUCAUGAUCAUGUCCAUCAACAAAGUCCACUAAUGAUUUCUCAACAACAGCAACAACAACAACAACAACAACAACAACAAAGUUGGCCUGCACAACAAACUAUGAUACGUAUGCCAUUGUUGCAAUCAGCUUCGGUGCCAACACCAGCUUGUACUACUCCAACACAAGAUCGUUCAGGAUCAGCAGUAGCUGGUGAACAUACAAAUUUAUUAGAACGAACACGUGAAGAUGAAUUGUUAGGUGCAAAUGCAACUAUGUCAAAUGUACUUUAUUGUAAUGUUAAUCAUCCAGAAUUAAAACAACAAUUUCCUGAUUUCAACGAACGAUUUAAACAAAUGAAAAAAAUCUGGCGUAAAGUUCCAACAGAUGCUAAACAGAACUAUACUCAACAAGCACGUCUGAAUCGAACAAAACGACGUGCGUUAAAGAGUACAAGUAGUCAAUCGUCGACAACAUCAAAAGGUACAAAACGAAAAACUUCAUCGAAACAACAAUCAAGUGAACCUGAAGAUAAUACGAAUGAUAUUGGAGCUGGCAGUGAAAGUCGUUCGUCAACACCAUCAUCAUCUGCAACCAAUGAAACAACUGCAGCCGUUGUUGUUCAUUCAAACGAACAUCAAGAACAUCAAACAACACAUCUCUAUCAACAGCCAAGACCAAUGUAUUCUCCUGGAAGUGGAAAUUUAAUGGUUGCAGCAUCAAAUAACCCUACGAGUUUUCAUCAUCAACCGUAUGUAGCACAACAACAACAACCGAUGCAACGACCUCAACAACAAGGAUAUAAUACACCUGUUUCGGUACCCACUGGUUAUCCACCACCACAACGCUUUAAUUUUCCUUCUCAACAACAAAUUCCACCACCUCAACAACAAUCUCAAAAUUCACCAUAUUUUGAAUAUGCACCAUCCACACCACGUUCCUUACCACAUCAAGCGCAAUCGUCACCAGCAGAAUCAACACCUAUUCUUCUUUCAAAUACAGUCACAAACAAUAAUCCAAUACGAAAAUCAGCAUCAUCAUCAUCGUCAGAUCCUACCACACCAUAUCAUCAUGUCUCUCCUAUGGAUGAAACAUCUCCAUAUCAUCAUCAGCAACAACAACAACAACAACAAUCACCAUAUCCAAAUCAAAUGAAACAACAGCAAUUAUUGCCACGUGGCAUGCCACCAAGACCACAACAAAUUAUGCCAAGAUUUCCACAGCAAGAUGCAAACAAUUUUGUGCGUACACCAUCAUCAGCAGCUCCUGGUCAACCAACCAGAUUUAUUUUUGCAUCACCACCUAAUCAACAAACACAACAACAACAAACAGCUCACUAUGUGCAAUAUACACAACAAAGUCAAGGACAACAUACUGUUGUAGUACAACAAGGACCGAAUGAAUCAUUUCAAAGAAUGUCUGAAAGUUCAGCUCAUCAACAUAUUCAACAACAACAUCAUCAAUUAUCACCUCAAUUUAGUCCUCAUCAUCAUCCGAUAACACCAAAUCCUCAGCAACAUCCAAUGGCUAUGCAAUCACAACAUCAUAUGUCACCUUAUCCAUCUCAACAACAACAACAACAAAUUCAUCAUUCGCAUUCUCAGCAAACACAACACUCACCAACAAUAGUUGUUCAACCUCAAUCACAAUUUUCUCCAUCAUCGGUUCAUCAUCAUCAAUUAACAUUAUCAACUAGUGGUCAUCAAUCACCACCAACUGAUCCUAAUAAAAGACCAAUACAAAUACAAAAGCCACCUCAACAAUUACUUGUUAAACGUGAACCGAUAUCAUAUGAUGAACAACAAGUUAAAACAGAAAUACAUGAUGAUUCAUUGAAUGAAUCAAUGAAUACAAGCAAAACUCGUGCUGAUCCAUUACAUUCUGUACCACCUCAUGUUCUUGAACAAAUCGAUGAAGUCAUAAGUGACGUCGUUUCCGGUGCCGGUACUAUUCCUCAUGAAAUAGCUUCUAACACUCAUCCUCCAUCAACACCUGUUCAAAUAGUACCACUAACUCAACCUAAAAUUCCACCUCCACAUAUGAUUGCAACUCACCAUCCUUAUGUUCAACAACAACAACAGCAGCAACAAGUACAUGAAUGGUCUAAUUAUCAACAACAACCAACAUUAAAUAUAGCUGCUAUGCGUGGCCCACCAUCAUAUUCCCAUUAUCAUCCUCAACAACAGCAACAUCAUCAUGAUCUCUUACCAGCAACAACAAAUGUAAUAAAUACAGCUGGCGUACCACAACAUGAACAACAACAAAUCGUCGCUGAACGUAUAUCAUCUAUAUUAGCAUCAUCCCCACAUGAACAACAACAAACAAGUGUAACACAAGCACCUAUACAAAUAAAACGUGCCUGGCCAGUGAACCAACAAGGUGAUAGUCAUUUUCUUGCUGUAUCAUCAACAGAUCCAUCAAUUUCCCUUGAAGAUUUACUUGAACGAGAUUUUAAAGAUAAACAACAACAGCAACAACAACAACAGUCAACUAGUACAACUGAAUGGUCAGUUGAACGUAAUACAAAAUCUACAGUAAACUCUACAACACAACAAACACCUCUAACACUUGCACAUGCUGUUCAUCUUCUUCAACAAGCUAUUACACAUCCAUUAUAUCAACAAUCUCCACCACCCGAAUUAAGUGGUCUUGUUAGUGUUGGACGUGAUAAUGAUUUAACAAAACUUGAUGCUAAUAUAAAUGAAGAACAAUUUGAACGUUAUGCACGUUGGUUAAAACAAAGACGAGAAAUUAAUAGCUUAAGAAUAAAAGCUGAUGAAACAAAUUUAGCUGAUAUUAAAAAAAAGAGAAAUAUUUUACUUAAAAAACAAAAACAAUCUGCCUGUACACCUGAAGAAGAGCAAGAAAUGCCACGUUUAUCUCAACAACAAACUGAAUAUUCGCGAACAUUAACAGCAAUGCGCAAAGAAAGAAAACAAUUUGAUGAAUUAGAACAAGCCUUUCUUGUCUAUAAACAAAGUCGAUUAAAUGCUUUAUAUCCUCCUAAAUCAUCGCCUCUAUCGACGGAACAACAUCCAGAAACUAUCGUUCGUAUAAUGUCAAUGACAAACACUCCUCAAACGUCUAUUCAACCACUACAACGAUUUCUUUCUGAACAUCCUUCAAGCACAAUGACACUGACAUCAACAUCAAAUACGGAUGAACAUGAUGAUUUCGCUGCUGAUGAUCAAACAUCAUUGUCACCAUCGAUUACAACUGAUGUACAACAAAAACAAACAACAUUUAUACAACAAGAGAAUCAAUCAAUUAAUUUAACUUUACCAUCAUUGCAUAGUUCAUCAUCUCCAUCAUCCUCAUUUUUAAAACCCAUGCAACCACUAACAUCAUCAAAUAAUGAUCCAUCAUUGUCAUCCAUGGAUUAUCAACAAAUGACAAGUAGUCCAAAUCAUGAAAAUGAAACAAUACCAUUUGAACCUUGUCGAACAUCACCAAGUGUUCCAAAUGAAGAUGAAUCUAUAGGUACGUCAUCAGUUAACUCGAACAUUCAAUCGACUGUUAUUGAUGAACAUGAGCAAUGA
Molecule: messenger RNA, 7368 nt
Organism: Rotaria socialis
Lineage: Eukaryota; Metazoa; Rotifera; Eurotatoria; Philodinida; Philodinidae
Source: the annotation of a GenBank genome assembly